Molecule: messenger RNA, 183 nt
Organism: Prorocentrum cordatum
Lineage: Eukaryota; Dinophyceae; Prorocentrales; Prorocentraceae
Source: the annotation of a GenBank genome assembly
AUGGCCUUCAUGGCGAGAGCUCUGCAGCUCGCGGGCCUGUUGACCACCGUCAAAGCCGUGGAGUACCAAGAGGUCACGUCAGUAGAUGGAGUCAAUCCUACAUGCGCGCAGAUGGCUACAGCCGGCGAGUGGCAAAAUCCGACGGAGGCCCAGUGCCAGCAUUAUGCCGAGGUGGAGGUUCCG